Molecule: messenger RNA, 725 nt
Organism: Aspergillus homomorphus CBS 101889
Lineage: Eukaryota; Fungi; Ascomycota; Eurotiomycetes; Eurotiales; Aspergillaceae
Product: putative TBP interacting domain protein
Exons: 8
Coding region: 36-686 (216 amino acids)
Biological process (GO): meiotic joint molecule formation; homologous chromosome pairing at meiosis; meiotic strand invasion involved in reciprocal meiotic recombination
Cellular component (GO): DNA recombinase auxiliary factor complex; condensed nuclear chromosome
Molecular function (GO): recombinase activator activity; double-stranded DNA binding
Source: RefSeq, a predicted model, not a curated record
UGCUGCGUCGGUAGCCCAACCGAUGUUCAAUAGUCAUGACCUCCAACAAGGCAAAAGGAUCCGACGUCACUCGUAGCGACGCUACCAACGACGGCGUUGAAGUUAUAUUGGACUAUCUUCAGAGACAGAAUCGUCCGUAUUCGAUAUCAAUAAAUCUGCACCAAAAGGUCACGAAGGCGUACGCCACCAGAACCUUACGAGAGUUGUGGCAUAACAAGCAGAUAGAAGGACGAACAGCAGGAAAACAAGUGGUGUAUCACGCCUUACAAGAGGCUUCCAAUGAGACCACAUCAGAGACCAUUGCAGCCCUAGACCAACACAUUGACCAAGUUCAAAAACAGUUUUCCUGUCUUCAAGCCCAGGAGAAAAAGGCACGGGUCGAGUUGGCCGCCCUUUGUGCGAAGCCCUUACAUUCUGAGCUUCGCCGAGAUAUCAGUCAACUUGAACAAGAGCAAGCCGCGGCUCGGGCACUUUGGCUCACGACAAAGGGAAAUGAUUCGAUGCACGUGCAUGUUCAGACAAGAGCGGGCGCUGAAGAAGCGUGGAAGCGCUGGCAAAAGCACGCUAGCAGUCGCGGUCGGAUCUGCCGUGAUUUAUGGCAAAAGUGCUCAGAAGCGUUGCCAGGUGACAAGUCUCGGGAUGAAUUCUGGGAAUCCCUGGGGUUGGAAGGGCCUUCGUUGAGCUGAUUGAAUGACGCUUGCGGUCGAGACUAAAUUGGCGGAGAA